This is a messenger RNA of Vicia faba (fava bean), 345 nucleotides long. Lineage: Eukaryota; Viridiplantae; Streptophyta; Magnoliopsida; Fabales; Fabaceae. The record is from the annotation of a GenBank genome assembly.
AUGGAGAAAACAGUUCACAUUGCCAUUGUUCCAGGUCCUUGGUAUAGCCAUUUAGUCUCUAUUCUUCAAUUCUCCAAGCUACUUGUUCAACUCCAUCCAGAUUUUCAUAUCACAUGUUUCAUUCCCACACUUGGCUCACCCUCAACUGCCUCAAACUCAUUCCUUCAAACUCUUCCAUCAAACAUCAACUACACUUUUCUUCCACCCGUGUAUCCCAAGGACCUGCCACAAGAAUCUACCUUAGAAAGCAAAAUCCAGCUCACAGUGACACUCUCUCUACCAUUUUUACAUCAGGCUUUGAACUCCUUAACUCUAAGGACCCCCCCCUGUGGCACUGGUGGUUGA